This is a messenger RNA of Elgaria multicarinata webbii, 1282 nucleotides long. It is a transcript of the gene TM7SF2, whose product is annotated as transmembrane 7 superfamily member 2. Bases 1 to 1260 code for a protein of 419 amino acids. Lineage: Eukaryota; Metazoa; Chordata; Lepidosauria; Squamata; Anguidae. Gene Ontology annotation, cellular component: nuclear inner membrane; endoplasmic reticulum membrane. The record is from RefSeq and is a predicted model, not a curated record. Gene Ontology annotation, molecular function: Delta14-sterol reductase activity. Gene Ontology annotation, biological process: cholesterol biosynthetic process. The transcript has 10 exons.
AUGGAUCGGUUCAGAGUCCCCCGCACCAAGGAACUGGAAUUUGGGGGUGUCCUAGGGGCUGCUCUCCUCGUCGCCGUCAUGCCUGCCACCGUUUUCUACCUGCUGCUAACCUGCAAGUCCGAGCCAGCCAGCCUUCUCAACGUGCCCCUGCCUUUGCCAACCUUCCGCUCUUUGUGGAGCCCCCAGGACUUUGUGCUGGUCUUGGCCUGGAUUGGGCUGCAAGCCGUGUUGUACAUGCUACCAAUGGGGAAGGUCACUGAGGGGAUUGCCCUUCGAGACAAGACUCGGCUGCAGUACCGUAUCAACGGGUCGCACGCCAUGUUGGUCACCGCGCUGGUCUUGGGGGCCGGGCUGGCCGCAGGGUUGCGCCUCAGUUACGUCUACGACCAUUUCCUGCAGCUCGCCUUCUCGGCAUCUCUCCUCGCCUUCGGCCUCAGCGUCCUUCUCUAUCUCAAGGCUCUGCUUGCUCCAGAGACAGCCAUGGCUCCAGGCGGGAAUUCAGGAAACCCUAUUUACGAUUUCUUCAUGGGUCACGAGUUGAACCCGCGCAUUGGUGCUUUUGACCUCAAGUUCUUCUGUGAGCUGCGCCCAGGCCUCCUUGGAUGGGCCGUGAUCAACAUGGCCAUGUUAGUGAAGGAAACGGAGCUGAGGGGCAGCCCUUCCUUGGCGAUGAUCCUGGUGAAUGCCUUCCAACUUCUCUACGUGGUGGACGCCUUCUGGCAUGAGGAAGCCAUCCUAACCACCAUGGAUAUAGUCCACGACGGCUUCGGCUUCAUGCUAGCUUUCGGAGACCUGACGUGGGUUCCGUUCUUGUACAGCCUGCAGACUUACUUCCUGGUAACCCACCCACAGAAGCUGAGCCUGCUCGUGGCUGCGGGGAUCAUUCUGCUAAACGGGCUAGGCUAUUCCAUCUUCCGUGGGGCGAACUCCCAGAAGAACACCUUCCGCCGGAAUCCUGCCGACCCCAAAGUAGCUGGACUCCGGACCAUCCCCACGGCCACAGGACGGCGCCUGCUGGUGUCAGGGUGGUGGGGCUUCGUCCGGCACCCCAACUACUUAGGGGACCUCAUCAUGGCGUUCGCGUGGUCCUUACCGUGCGGCCUCAGCCACAUCCUGCCUUAUUUCUACGUCCUCUACUUCACCUUGCUCCUGGUUCAUCGGGAGGCCAGGGACGAACACCAGUGCUUGAGGAAAUACGGCCUCGCCUGGCAGGAAUAUUGCCGGCGCGUCCCGUACCGGAUCUUCCCGUACAUCUACUGAGAUGCCGUUCGGACGCUCGGCU